AUGGACCCACCGAAAGUUCGUUUUGAUCCGGAAGACUUUCUAGCGCCCAGCUAUUGGGAUCGCUUGAAUCGCUCGUCUUCUGAAUACAAAACUCAGCGUGGAACUUUCGCCGGUUUAACAAAUAAAAUGAGGGAAACGAGGAUUGAUGCUAAAGGUCAGAAACGUAAAAUUUGAUUUUUUUGGAAGAAAAAAUUAAUUUUUUGAGGUUUUUAGUUAGAAGCUUUAAUUAAAAGAGGUUUUUACGAUAUUUUUGAAAUUUUUGUUUAAAUUUUUUAAAUAGAUUAGCCCUAGCCUAUAUAUAGAGAUGUGGCUUUAGAAUGGAUCAAAGCCCCUGAAUUUGUUCCAAAAACAAAAUUUAUGAACCCUCAAGUUACAAACGAUACAGGAACUGUCUACUUUAGUAAGUUUAAAAUAUUUUUUUUAAUAAUUUGAAAAUUUUUAGUUUUUUUAUAAAUUUUGUAAUUUAGAUCAACCGUCGAGCUACUUGAACUACGCUACUCCACAUAGCAUGCUGACAACUUCUUUAUCAACACCUCAAUAUGCUUAUGUACAACCGGUUGGUAACAACUAUUCUGCUUUUGUGACUUCAAUCAAUGGUAUGUUUUAUCGUUAAAAUCGUUUUUAGGCUUAGACUUAGCGUUAGACUUAGGUGAAGGCCAUCGAUUCAACUUUAGGCUUAAAUAUAAACUUAAGAAUUCGGAUUUGUUAGGGUUAAGCUUAGAAGCUUAGUCUCAGUAGGCUUAAAAUUUGUAAGAUUAAACAUAAUAAAGUUAGGCUUAAUAAGCUUAGGUUUGAUAGGCUCAGGCUUAGUAAGCUUAGACUUAGUAGACUUAGGCUUAGUAGCCUUAGGCUUAGUAGACUUAGGCUUAGUAGGCUUAGUAACCUUAGGCUUAGUAGGCUUAGGCUUAGUAGGCUUAGGCUUAGUAGGCUUAGGCUUAGUAGGCUUAGGCUUAGUAGACUUAGGCUUAGUAGGCUUAGGCUUAGUAGGCUUAGGCUUAGUAGGCUUAGGCUUAGUAGGCUUAGGCUUAGUAGGCUUAGGCUUAGUAGGCUUAGGCUUAGUAGGCUUAGGCUUAGUAGGCUUAGGCUUAGUAGGCUUAGGCUUAGUAGGUUUAGGCUUAGUAGCCUUAGGUUUAGUAGGCUUAGACUUAGUAGGCUUAGGCUUAGAAAGCUUAAUCUUAGUAAGCUUAGGCUUAGUAGGCUUGUGCAUAGUAGGGCUAGGCUUAUGAUGAUUAAACAGGCUAAGUAAGCUUAUUCUUGUUAUGCCUUAGCUUUGAAUAAUACGUUUUAAAAUAGCCUAAAAUCACUAAAACGUCUCCAAUUUGUAGACAUUUUUGUCUUUUUUCUAACUUUGAAGCAAUUGUUUGAAACAAGCCUAGUUCCGAGAUAGAUGUGUUUGAAAAAGUGCGAUAAUAAUCAUGUUCGAGAUUGAACAAGUCCCUCAUGGCCUUUAAGUUUUUAGGGUCAAACGUUCUUUUUCACACGAAAUGUCUUGACGUUUUUAUUUGAAACUUUAAUAGGCUACUUAUUUUGGGUUGUCUUUGGUGGGUGGCUUACAACAUUGUAUAAACGGGCUUAGCAGUUUUAGGCUGGACGGGUUUGGGUUUAUAUUUGGUAGGCUAAGCUUUGGUUUAAGGCUUUUAUGGCUAGCGCUUUAAGUUUUAGGGUUUUUGGGGCUAGAACUAAAGCUAAAGGUAGAGCUAGAGCUAGAGCUAGAGCUAAUGGACUAAUGUCUUAGCCUUGUAAGGCUAAGGCUAGAUAUUAUGUCAGAGGAACGGAGUGUAUAAUUGAUUUGUUGGGUCGUUUUACAUCGAGGCAAAUAUUACAAAAAUCAUAAAUGUUACAUAAGAAAACGUUACGUAACCUCAUUUUUUGCAAUUUCUCUAAGGCUAUUUAGCUAUAACAUGAUCUUAUGUAACGUCGAAGAUUUUUUGUACAAACAAAACACUCUGAUUUCUAGUAUGAUUAGGUGUUUUUUAAUAAAUGCUUAAAGUUUUACUUAAUAUUGAGCUUUUGUUGUAAAAAUCUAAAAUUUGUUAACAAAUUUUUAAUUUUAGCUGAUUUAAACGGCCAAAUUUCGGCAGUUAUUUUGAAAAAGAAGAGAAGGCGCAGAAGAAGGAAUAAGAACAACACUGGUAGUGUAUACCCUGAAGAAGCAGAAAACGACGUAAGUUUUAAUAUUUCUAAGUACUUGUAGGGUAGGGAAGACUAGGGUAGUUUAGCAAAGGGAAGAUUGGGGUAGUGUAGGGCACGGGAUGUUAUGUUUUUUUAGGGUACAGUGCGCUGGGAUAUGACAGGGUUGGACUAGAAGAUGGAUAGAAGAGGGCUAUCACAGGGCUAAGAUAUUACCAAUAUAGAACUGGGAUAUGAGUAUAGAUGGGCUGACAUAGGGUUAUUAGGUUGUUCACUUAAUUCUGCGUCUUUUUCCAAAGCUAAUUUUUGGGUUACUGGGGCGCAGAAUUAUGUGAACAACCUGAUACUAUAGGGUAGGGAUAUUUUAGUUUUCAGGCAUUUUUUUUGUAAAAUACGUCUUUCUUUUUCUAAGUUCCUUUAUAAUAAUUAAAUAUUUUAGAUUCCAUCUGACCCUGUGUGUUCUAAAGGCUCUUCUAUACUAAAGCCUGCUGACAUUAUAAAAAAGAAACCAAAGAAAAGUUUAAGAAAAUCAAGUUUGUCCAAGUCAUCAUCGCUACCUACGUUAACUAUGGAGGAGUUCAAAGCGAUUCCGGUCAGUUUAUUUGCUGUUUUAGGCUUAUUUUUUGCUUUUUGUGUCAUUUUUAGGCGGAUUAUUGGGUAUUUCUUUUAGAAUUUAAGUUUUGUUGGAUUUUUUAAAGUUUUAGGUUUAUUUUGAGCCAAUUAUUUGAGAUAUAGCGUUCUUCGGGUAUUUGUAUGUUUUAGGCUUACUUUUUGUAUUUUGCUUUAUUUUUAGGCUUACACAUUAUUGUUUGUCUUACUUCUAGGUUUAUUUUUUGGGUGUUUUUAAAGUUUUAGCUAUUACUUCUAGGUAUAGCUUUUUUAGCUUUUAGGCUUACUGUUUUCAACGUUUAGGCUUAUCCUUAUGCGUUUAAAAUUCCCGACUUUAAGGAUUUAACAAAAAGUUUUAACUGUUUUUUAACAAAUUUGAGCAUCUUUAUUUAAAAAGUUACAGUAAUAAGUAAUAGAUACACGUAAUGUUUAGUGUGAUAUGAUGAGAAGCUACUAUAACAUUGUGAUAAGUGACUAA
Molecule: messenger RNA, 3217 nt
Organism: Bursaphelenchus okinawaensis
Lineage: Eukaryota; Metazoa; Nematoda; Chromadorea; Rhabditida; Aphelenchoididae
Source: the annotation of a GenBank genome assembly